AUGAAAGUAAGACAGGAAGAGGUUAUAGCCAGAGAAGAUAGCAAAGGGUUAGGUGACAGGAAAUACCAAGAAGCUGGAAAGAAAAAGGGAAUUGAUGAGACCCUAAAUAUUCAAGCUGAAGAGAAAGUUUCAGAAAAGCAUAAGAAGGAAGAUACAGAAGAGUGCAAAGCCUAUAAUUGGGAAAAAGAACAGGAGGUGAAGAGGAAAAUGGAAAACAUUGGUACUUCAGAAAGAAGACCAAUAGCUACAUUUCCUAAAACCACUGCUACUACUAAAAGGCUUGUAUCCUCUGCUACACCCAAAACCAAACCUUCCCCUCAACAACCACGUCAAAAGAAGCAAAAGAAAGCUUCACCACCACCUUCAUCCAUUAAACCAACAGAUACUGAUGCAACAAAUGCAUCAGCAAAUGUUAGGCAAACAACUGCUGAGACAACAGUUGUUUCAGCAAAGGUUAGCCAAUCCUCUGCCACAAUCAAUUUCAAUACACCACUAUCAACCCAACUACCUCCAACACCACAAAGAUUCCCUUCACAACCACCUUCACCACCUAAACGACCUCCACCACCAAAAUUCGCCUAUGUACGCAAAAGAAAAACUUUUGUGGUACAAGAAGAUGAUGAGGAGAUUCCAUCACCAAUCCCCUUAUCAUCAGUUCCCAUUCAAACCACUUCAUCCUCAUUACUUCCACCUAAAUCCACUUUGACUCCACCCAUUGGUUCACUGCCAUCUGUCAUCCCCUUGGCUGCUAAAUAUCCUCUAGAACUGCUUGCAUUUCAAAGUGAAAUUGACUCUUUCUUUAAAAUAGAGGAUCCAUCAAAAAGAUCCUUCCCAUCACUUUAUGGCUUCAGACAACCUCAGAACUUGGAUGAGUAUUUGAAAAUGAAAGCAAGACAGACAGAGGUUAUAGCCAGGGAAGAUAGCAAAGGGUUGGGUGACAGGAAAUACAAAGGUCUAUUAUCACAUGAGCUUGACAAAGUCAGAAAGCUUGAUGACUUUUCUAAGGACCUUAGUAAAUCAAUGUAUGAGCAGCCAUUAGAUACUGAGCUUGAAAAGGAACUGAGGGUUGAUUACAUUGAUCAGAUAAUGAAGCACAAGCCUUACAAAGCAACCAGGUCUCAAUUUAAAGACUGGUCAUCAGAUGCUCUUUUGGAAGAAAUUUACAGAAUUACUAAAAUGAAUAAUGAUCCUCCGGUCAAGAAAACUCCACCCAAUUGGAAGAAAUCCAAGCAAGUGGAUCCAGAUGAAGCAGUGAAAUUCAAGUGA
This is a messenger RNA of Helianthus annuus (common sunflower), 1266 nucleotides long. Its product is annotated as 104 kDa microneme/rhoptry antigen-like. The coding region runs from base 1 to 1266 and encodes 421 amino acids. The transcript has 2 exons. The record is from RefSeq and is a predicted model, not a curated record. NCBI's taxonomy places the organism in Eukaryota, Viridiplantae, Streptophyta, Magnoliopsida, Asterales, Asteraceae.